Molecule: messenger RNA, 2205 nt
Organism: Pyrus x bretschneideri (Chinese white pear)
Lineage: Eukaryota; Viridiplantae; Streptophyta; Magnoliopsida; Rosales; Rosaceae
Exons: 1
Coding region: 1-2205 (734 amino acids)
Source: RefSeq, a predicted model, not a curated record
AUGGCAUUUGUUAUUCCAGAGGGUGGUCAACCAUUAAGGGAUUCAUUAACAGCUCAUGCCACUAACAUACCAAGUUGCAUUACUUAUCCGGAUGUAGAGGAAGGGUCUGCAUUCGAAAUAAAGCAGCACAUGUUGAAUAUUCUACCUACAUUUCAUGGGUUAUCAACCGACGAUCCUAACAUGCACAUUGCAGAAUUUUUAAUGGGAUGCAAGAAUAUUUUGGUGAGAGGAUUUUCAGCCGAAUCUAUUAAACUUCGUUUAUUUCCAUACACUCUGAAAGAUCAAGCAAGGAGAUGGCUCCUCACACUUCCAUUUGGAAGCAUUAGCACUUGGAACCAACUCAGUGAAAAAUUCUUAAGCAAGUAUUAUCCAGCUUCAAAGACUCUUGACAUGAGAACUCAGAUUUUAUCUUUUGCACAAAAACCGAAUGAAGAGUUUCAUGAGGCGUGGGAACGGUUCAAAGAGUUGAUUAGAAAAUGUCCACAUUCUGGUAUUAACAGUACAGAUCAAAUUCACAUAUUUUUCAGAGGACUAAAUAUGACUACAAAAACUCUUGUUAACGCUUCAUGCGGAGGUUCAUACAAAGAUAAAAAUGCACAAGAGGCUUGUUUAUUAUUUGAAAAAAUGGCAGCAGAUACACAACAAUGGGCAGUUGAGCAACCGCAAUCUAGGUCUGUUUUUGAGAUGUCUAACAGUUCCCCAUAUCUUACCGCACAAAUUGAGAAAAUGGAAAAAAGGCUUGAUGCAAAAUUUGACAUGUUGUUACAACGAAUUCCAAAUUCACAGGUUGCUGAACAGCAGUCAUUACAAGCUGCCUGUACCAUUUGCAGCAUGACAACUCAUGAUUUUUCUAACUGUCCACAUAAAGAUGCUUAUCCAGAGUUUACAGCGGAGCAGGUUAAUGCAUUUAAUAAUUUUCAGUGUCCCCGAUAUGACCCACAUUCAAAUUUCUACAACCCAGGUUGGAGAGAUCAUCCUAAUUUAAAGUGGGAUAAAGAUCAGCACCCUAGGCCACAAUUUCAACAGCAGAUGCAGCAAUCGACUGCACCUAAGGCUGCUUGGGAGGUUGCAAUUGAAAAAUUAGCGAAUACUACCAGUCAAGAAAUCCAAAAUUUGCAGGCUAUGAUGAAAAAUAUGGAAAAACAAAUGGGGCAGAUUGCGUUGCAGGUUUCAGAAAGAGCACCGGGUACAUUUCCUAGUCAAACAGUACCUAAUCCAAGAGGACGAGAAGAAUGCAACGCUAUACGGACUUUACGGUCUGGCAAAAGUUAUGACAACAUACAUGAAAAUGAUUCUGCAGAUUCUGCAAAUUCACAGCAACCACAAGACAGAUCCGAAAAUACUGUAGAAGCUACCACAAAAACUACAGAACGUGUUUAUGUGCCUCCAAUGCCUUAUCCUGAAAGGUUGAGGCCUAAAGCUAAAGAUCAACAGUUGACAGAUUUUAUGAAGACUUUGGCUAAAGUUCAAAUUAAUCUACCAUUAAUUGAUGCAAUUAAGAACAUUCCAUCUUAUGCCAAGUUUUUGAAAGACGUUUGCACAAAGAAAAAGAAGCUUCUAGAUUCCGAAAAAGUGAUUCUAACAGAACAGUGCAAUGCAGUCUUAUUGCAUAAAUUGCCUCCAAAGAAGAAAGAUCCAGGGAGUUUUACUAUCUCUUGCACCAUUGGAAAUUGUGAUUUUAGUAGUGCUUUAAUUGACUUAGGUGCUAGUGUAAACUUAAUGCCUUAUUCUGUUUUUAAACGUUUAGGUGAAGGAGAGCUGAAGCCAACCUCCAACAUUAUUCAAUUGGCUGAUCGUUCAAUUACCUACCCUAGAGGAGUCAUUGAAGAUGUUAUUGUUAAGGUUGACAAUCUAUAUUUACCAGCUGAUUUUAUGGUGUUGGACAUGGAUGAGGAUUUGACAACACCCAUCAUUUUGGGUCGUCCAUUCCUGGCAACAGCCCGGACUCUUAUUGAUGUGGAAGCCGGAACUCUAACAUUCCGGGUGGAAGAUCAAACGGUUGUUUUUAGGUUGUUUGAAGCUACCACACAUCCAUGUGAUAAACAAGAAUGCAUGCGUGUUGAUGCAUUAGAUGGUUUGCCUCGUGCCAAAUUUGUGACCAGAUCAUCAAUUGACAAUCUGCCGAUAAAGACUCAAAAUGUGAUUCGUGAGUGUGAUAGUAAAGCACAGCAACACAAAGUUCAAUUGUUGGAAGUGCAAAAAUAA